Acanthaster planci (crown-of-thorns starfish) is the source of this 1013-nucleotide messenger RNA. Its product is annotated as UDP-glucuronosyltransferase 1-2-like. NCBI's taxonomy places the organism in Eukaryota, Metazoa, Echinodermata, Asteroidea, Valvatida, Acanthasteridae. The record is from RefSeq and is a predicted model, not a curated record. Gene Ontology annotation, molecular function: UDP-glycosyltransferase activity.
UCUCCGAUUAACAGUUAAAAAUAUUCAUUAUGGGGGGCUUUAGGGCUACAGGUUAUCUUCUUCUAAGCUUGAUGAUAUGCCAACAUAAACCGGUAUUGGGAAGCAAGAUUUUGGUCGCUGCUACCUCUGGAAUGUCCAGUCACAUGAUUUCUGCGUUGGAGAUUGCUAAGACUUUGUCCGCACGAGGAAAUAGAGUCUGGGUCAUUAUCGAAGAGGAGACCUACAACACAUACGUGCAUGGCCGUAUAGAAAUCCCCGAUCAGAUUAGAAUCGUCUUCUUUAAGCUUAUGUCUGUGUCCCACAAGGACGGAGACAUUUACCUUCGGCGAUACAUUUUUAAGCAGUUACGGGACAGCCAGGCCAACUCGGCCCUGCAGUAUCGUACUGAAGCCGAGGAUCGCGAGAUAGAAAAGCGCCUCGGUGGCAAAAAGGGUGACGUCUUCAAAGCGUCGAGUUUCGUCAUCGACGACAUGCUUGGAAACAAGGAAGUUAUCGAGAAUCUAAAGACAGUAGGAUUUGACAUGAUAAUCGGUGAUGUGGUGUCUUUGUACCAUGUAUUUCUCAGCCAAGUUCUCAAGGUGCCGUGCAUUCAAUUUGGCUUGACAUCUAUGGUACCAUCGCAGCAUGACCGCUUUGCUUUCAACCCAAGUUAUUCAGCCUACAUGCCUGAACGUCUGAGCUCGCUCACCGAUGUCAUGACUUUCCGAGAACGCACAACAAACACCCUCUUAUACUUGGUCACGGGAUACUUCUAUUAUCAUUACAUGCUGACACCAAUGGACGCUGUUUUGCGCAAGCGCAACAUCAGACCAGAUGCCAACUUUGGCCAGCUCCUCUCCGAAGUGGCCAUGUGGAUUUUCAACUCCGAUUUUGUGUUUGACUUCCCCCGACCCUUGAGUCCACACGUCAAGUUCGUCGGCGGUGUCCUUACGGGUCCUUCAAAAUCACUUGAUGAGACACGCCAGUCUGUCAAUUCCAAACUCCCUGACGUGACUGAGAUUACUAGUGCGUAA